Messenger RNA from Linum tenue, 2037 nucleotides. Lineage: Eukaryota; Viridiplantae; Streptophyta; Magnoliopsida; Malpighiales; Linaceae. The record is from the annotation of a GenBank genome assembly.
ACCCCCUUUUGAAAACCUAAACAACCCCUCGCUCGGACUGUAGACAAACGAGAUCAAACACUGGGAGGAGAGAGAAAGCAAACCCUAGGUUAGUGGAACGAAGGCUUUCUUGUGCUGAAUUCCGAUGAUGAGCGGAGGGGGAGAAUUAGGGUCAAUGACGCCAGUGAUGAUGACCGGAGCUGGUUGCGAGUUAUCAGAGUCGAAGAAGCCGGCGGCGGAACCCAAAUGGAAAGGUAAAAACCUUUACUUGACGUCUUUGAUUAAUACAUCGAUUUGGGGGAUUAAGGCUUUCGAGGAUAAUCCAGAUACUGGAAAGGUUAAUCAACUCGACGUUAUUUUGCCAACCAUUAUUUGUAAGCUGAAUCUGCACAAGGAUUGUGCUUUGCCUAUUGGAAUGGGCAUCGUCAAGUUCAAUAAGAAGGUUCAUAUGGUCGGCGGAGAAUUUACAGAUUUGAACCCUACCGAAGCAGGUAGCUCAUUUUUGGGCAGCAACCAGUUUCAAUCAAGUGAAAAAGUGUAUGAAUUCGAUCCUACCGACAAAUGCUUCCGCGAGGUCCCUGAUUAUGCCUUGCCUCUCCCUAUGCCACAACCAAUCGUUGCAAAUAUCAUGGGAAAAGUAUAUGUGCUUCAUGGAGAUCAUUUCUGCAAUGAGCAUGGAAGGCCGGAGAAGCCCAGCUUAGCCUUCCAGGUUUUAGAAUUCAAUCAUCAUUCUGGAUCUUACUAUUGGGAGACACUUCCUCCUCCUGCCUUCUACACUGAAGGAUCCCCCGAAUAUUCCUGUUACUGCAAGCACAAGUUGGGUGUCAUCGGCCACAGGCUCUUUAUAUAUACGCAUUAUGGUACCCAUAUCUUUGAUGUUAAGAAACAACUCUGGGACUAUGGCAAAGGCGACCUCUGGCCCUUGAGGGGUCUUCCAACAGCCACAACCUUGUCAAGUAUGGUAACCAGCAGUGGCCCCUAUCUCAAAAAGACAAAAAUAGCCGACAUCGGCCAUGGCCAGGAUCGUUAUUUCAUCGUCGUUGGUUGCGAUUAUCUCCAUAACGAUGAUCGCGUGUUUGCCACAGUGGUCAAUGAUGAGGGCGUUAUGUCCGAUAUACAAUGGCUACCUAAUCCAUUCCCAGAUGAAUAUUAUCCUUUUGAGGAGAUCAAAGUGAUUGAACUAUUGGAGGACGAUGAGCAGGAGGAUGGGCAUUUGAGCAACAUAUUUUGUGUUGUGUAUGUCUCGGUGGUCGCCGUAUCAUUAAAAAAGUCAGUUUUCAGAGUUUCUUUGUUAUCUCCAAUGGUGGUCGUGGAAUCAACAGACAGGAAGCCUUACCUGUGCCGUGAAGAUAAGAAGGAAGGAAAAGGCGAAGACGAAUUCUUGGAAGUUGAAAAUCUCGAAACGCGUUGCUAUUCAAUGGAGGGCGUUGUCAAUCCCUUCCUUAUUGAUGCCUUCUUCCUCUAGAUGUGGUGAUGGAAGCUUCGUUGGUGGUGGGCGCCAUGUUGCGGGUCAACUAUUGCUGCUUGUUUUCCCUCCUGGUGACUUUGGUUUCCUUGUCUUAUGUCUGACGUCCUGGACGGCUAAAUAUUUCUUCACUUAUCCUACUUUCCGUGUCUCAUUUGCUAAAUAUUGUAGCGUCCAACUCAUGGACUAGGAAGACAGCAUAGGUCUGUUGUUUCUGGUUCAUGUUAUGCUUCCUUUCACCACCAGAGGCUUACUAUUAUUUUAGAAAGGAAAGGACAAUGCUUGUUAGUAUAUUUUGUAAGAGCAUCUAUUGAAUAUUGUCGCUCGUAUUGGAACCUCUACUUCUGUCAACUUUUGCGGCCGCUAGUUGAAGGUUGCUGAUCCAAAGGUGGUUCUCGAGAUGACAAUAGCCAUAGACGCCGGGAAACUUUUGCACAAAGGUUAAGUAUGAGUCUUAAAAUAUCAUGUCCCUGACUUAAUUCAUUUUAGGCUGGCUCUGCGAGAUUGUUUAUCUUUCCCGCAAUUUGAUUUUGACGCCCUCUUCAUCUCCAAGGAGUCAUGUUUUGCUUACUUCUGCCCAUUCUUUGACGUUG